Catharus ustulatus (Swainson's thrush) is the source of this 1637-nucleotide messenger RNA. RefSeq names its product methyl-CpG binding domain 4, DNA glycosylase (gene MBD4). Lineage: Eukaryota; Metazoa; Chordata; Aves; Passeriformes; Turdidae. The record is from RefSeq and is a predicted model, not a curated record. Gene Ontology annotation, molecular function: pyrimidine-specific mismatch base pair DNA N-glycosylase activity; DNA binding. The transcript is spliced from 8 exons. Gene Ontology annotation, biological process: DNA repair. Gene Ontology annotation, cellular component: nucleus. Bases 1 to 1524 code for a protein of 507 amino acids.
AUGGCGGCGGGCGGCAGCCCUGACGGCGGCAGUCGAAGCGCGGCGGCGGAAUGGCCCAGCCCCGGCUCCGGGGACCGCGGCCCAGCGGGGCCCAGCGCCCUCCCCCGCGGGUGGCAGCGGGUGACCAGCCGCAGGCGAUCGGGCAGGACGGCCGGGAGGAUCGAUGUCUACUUCGUGAGCCCUGAAGGGAAGAAGCUGAGGUCAAAACGAGCACUUGUGGAGUAUUUACAGAAAACUGGAGAGACAGCAGUGAAAGCAGCUGAUUUUGAUUUCACAGCUCCUCGAGGGAGCACAUGCUCAGGGUUGAGGGGAUAUGGCACAGGAGCUGUGAGGACUGAUCUGGAAAAGGAGGAUUGUCUGAGCCAAGUGCAACAUCUCCAUGCACAGAAUGGUGCUGAGGUUGGAAUUCAGAACAUCCAGGCUGGGAAUGGACACCUGGAAGAUGCUACAUCUGCUGUGGAAAGCACAGAUUUAGCAAUGGAAGACACAAACCUGGAGGAGAGUUUGAAAACCAGAAGGAAGGGGGCAGAUGGGAAAAGUGUCCAAACUAGGAGACGUGGGAAGGGCUCAGAAAGGAGGAACCAAGGUGCCCUCAAGAGGCAGAGGAGAAUCUCUAACACACUGGAGACCAAGUGUGUUCAGAACAGGAGAGUCCACAGACAGACAGACACUCGUGGAGCUGGCAGCCAGGCUGUGGCUGAUGCAGGUGCUGACCCUGUGGCAGGGAAAGCUCUGUCAGGAACGUCCAGGGCACGGCUGAGGUCAGUGGCUGGCUCACAGAGAGAGCUGGGUCACCUGCCAAAGGAGGGGCCAAGCUGCAGUGACACACCUGCUGUGAGGUCUGAGGAGAAGCCCCAUGGACUGGAGACAGGGAAGGUGCCAGGUCCGGGGGAUCUGGGUCAGCAGGAUGUUAAAUCUGAUGCCCAGGGGGAUGCUGAGCCGUGGGACAGGACAAGCUGCACAGCAGUCACAACAGCACCAGAAGAGUCUGUCCCUCGAACACGAGUGGAGAGAAGGAAAACAAGUCCAUAUUUUUCCAGUAAAUACAGCAAAGAAGCCCCCAGCCCACCCAGAAGGAAGGCUCUCAGAAAAUGGACUCCUCCACGUUCUCCUUUCAAUCUUAUCCAGGAAACACUCUUCCAUGAUCCGUGGAAGCUUCUCAUUGCCACCAUAUUUCUCAACAAAACUUCAGGGAAAAUGGCCAUUCCAGUGCUCUGGGAGUUCCUGAGGAGGUAUCCUUCUCCUGAGGUAGCCAGGGCUGCAGACUGGAAAGAGAUGUCAGAGCUGCUCAAACCUCUUGGCCUCUACGAGCUCAGAGCCAAAACCAUCAUCAGGUUCUCAGGUGAGUACCUGAGCAAGGCCUGGCGUUACCCCAUCGAGCUGCACGGCAUCGGCAAGUACGGCAACGACUCCUACAGAAUCUUCUGUGUGAACGAGUGGAAGGAGGUGCAGCCACAGGACCACAAGUUGAACGUGUACCACACGUGGCUGUGGGAGAACCACGAGAGGCUGAGCAUCGACUGAGCUGAGCUGGGGGUGACCUGGCCCCAUCACUUCCCCUCGGGUGCCCUCACAGUUCUGGGAUGUCAGGGCUGGGGUCAUUGCUAUUUUUUAAAUAAACGUGUCCCUGUUUUGUA